This is a messenger RNA of Volvox carteri f. nagariensis, 1203 nucleotides long. RefSeq lists its product as uncharacterized. Gene Ontology annotation, molecular function: pyridoxal phosphate binding; L-2-aminoadipate:2-oxoglutarate transaminase activity. Lineage: Eukaryota; Viridiplantae; Chlorophyta; Chlorophyceae; Chlamydomonadales; Volvocaceae. Gene Ontology annotation, biological process: biosynthetic process. Bases 1 to 1203 code for a protein of 400 amino acids. The transcript has 12 exons. The record is from RefSeq and is a predicted model, not a curated record.
AUGCCAGUUACUACCUCGCAAAAGGGGGACUACGUCGCGCGACAGGUCGGUGCCGACUGCAUCGAUUUGAGCGUAGGCCAGCCAAGCCCGACCCUCCUGCCUUUACAAACGCUAGCAACAGCGGCCUCGCAUCGGCUGGGUUCUCCGGACGCGGAGCUCCUAUUACAGUACGGCCCACGGCAGGGCUACCGAUCCUUCCGACAGAGCCUUUCCUCCUUCUUGUCCGAACGGUACGGAGUUGCCGUACAUCCCGAGCAUUUGAUGGUUACAGCAGGGGUAUCUCAUGGUCUGGCUUUGGCCGUUGGUCGUUUGUCCCGGCCGGGUGACGUCAUCGUGGUGGAGCAGCCGACGUAUUUUCUGGUGACACCCAUCUUUCACGAUAACCACCUGACGGUUGUACCCGUACCAACUGACGAGUACGGCAUGGUGGUGGAGGAGCUGGAGAGCUGGCUGCGAAAAGACCCCGCAAACCGUCCCCGGCUCGUGUACACCAUCCCAGUCCACAACAACCCCCGGGGAACCUGCAUGGCACCGCACCGCCGCCGCCACCUCAUGAGGCUGGCGGCGGAGUACGACUUCUAUGUCUUAGCGGACGAAGUCUACCAGGCAGCGGAUGCAGCAGCUGCCGUACCCGGUCCUCUUCGUUGUUAUGAGUCAUGUGACCCACGGGUCAGUCGGGUGGUGUCAAUGGGCUCCUUCUCCAAGAUACUGGCACCCGCACUGAGGCUGGGUUGGUUGGAGAGCAGCAACCCGGCGGUGAUGGAGCGACUGCGGGGUGACGGAGUGAUCAGCAGCGGGGGCUGCAUCGCACAGCUCUCAACCGGUCUGGCACACAGCGCACUGGACCUCCGCUUGCAGCGCUGGAUCCCAGGUUCCCUGGUUGAGCCGUUGGGUGGUUACUUCCUUUGGCUGGAGCUCCAGGAGGGGAUCGAUUCCCGUCAGGUGCUGUCGGUGGCGGAACGAGGUCACGGUGUUCGCUUCACCCCGGGCCCCGUCUGCGGAGGGGGAGCCGCCAACUGCCUCCGACUGGCCUUCUCGUUCUACAACGAGCAGACACAAAGACACGUGUGCAUGCUUCAGGAGCUGGAGGAGGGAGCUCGCAGGCUUGGUGCGGCUAUUCGCGAGUACAUGGAGCUGCAACAGGAUGAGCAACAGAAGGAGCAGGAACAGCAACAGCGACAGCAGUUUAGAAGCGGUGUGUAG